AUGCCUACAGAACAUGAAGAAAAGACCACAUCAGCCAAUGAGACAACUACAAGAGCCCAAGCAACAUCUGCAGAAUAUGAAGGAAAGACAAUAUCAGCCAAUGAGAUUAUCACAAGAACCCAAGCACUGCCUACAGAGCAUGAAGGAAAGAUUACAUUAGCUGAUGAGACCACAAGAGCCCAAGUAACCACUACAGAGCAUGAAGAAAAGACCAUAUCAGCCAAUGAGUUGACCACAAGACCCCAAGUAACACCUACAGAGAUUGGAGGAAAGAUCACAUUGGCCCAAAAGAAGACGCCACAAAUCUUAGCAAAGCCUACAGAAUUUCCAGAGGAGGCCACAUCAACCAUAGACAAAACCACAACAGUCUCAGGAAAUCCUAUAGUAUUGCCAAAGAAGACCACACUGGUGACUGAGACCGUAAAAACCUCAAUAAAGUCCACAGAAACCUCAAAAAACACAGCAGAAGUCACAGAGGCCACAAGACCUCAGCUCAAGACCACAGGAGACAAAUCUGUCACUACUGCCUUUUCUCAUUUGAACAAAACCGAGGUUAUCCAUCAAGGGCCUACAAAUUCUUUGAAACUCACCACAUCUGGCAUGCACCUGAGUACCAUCAUGUCAGGAACAGGCAACCAGAGCCAUCCAAACCAGAAUAACGAUGGUUCAUCAGGAGGGCUCCAUGCUGGAGUGACAGGGGAGAAUGACUCGUUCCCUGCAUGGGCCAUAGUUAUUGUGAUCCUGGUGGCUGUGAUUUUGCUGCUGGUGUUCAUUGGCCUGAUCUUCUUGGUUGCCUUUAUGACUCGAGCACGUGGUACACUGAUCCAGAAUACUGAGGACAAUGAUCCAGAGGAUGAUGGGGGUCCCAAUUCCUACCCUGUCUACCUGAUGGAGCAGCAGAAUUUUAACAGGGGCCAGAUUCCUUCCUCAUAA
Castor canadensis (American beaver) is the source of this 933-nucleotide messenger RNA. The record is from RefSeq and is a predicted model, not a curated record. Lineage: Eukaryota; Metazoa; Chordata; Mammalia; Rodentia; Castoridae.